AAGUGCUGUAGUAUGAUGGCAAUGGCGCUGUAUUCCAUAUGUGUAUUUAUAUAUGUAUCUUACACAAUAUUCUGUUAAAACUAACUUAUUGCGUAAUAGGAAACUGUUAUUAUAAGCUGUGCUGUUUUGCUUAUUGAUAUAGUUUUCUCUUAAGUUCGAUGCUAUUAUAUGUUAGCCACCUAGCUUGCCUGGUAAUUUCGCCCUAAUGUGGCUAUCUUACCUUUACGGGUGGUGCAAACUUUUGUUGUGCUUACACUAGUGGGUGUAAGAUUGGCAUUGGUAUAGUUAACGACACAUUCCAGUCAAUCCGAUACGAAACGUGAUUGAAAACUUUGGUUGAGCCAAGUAAGGCGGUUUUACUGCUUUGGAAGAGAAGACACUGUAGUAAGUACGGUAAAAUGCCUUGAGGGAGUUUGUGCUUCUGCCGAAGGCUCUUCUCACAGGGCGUUGGAUCACAUCCCAGACAGCAGGAGUUCAUCUUUCAGCACUCAGAUGUCUGCCCCAGAAUUGCCAGGGUUCUACUUUGAUGCUGAGAAGAACCGGUACUUCCGUCUGUUGCCAGGACAUAACAACUGCAACCCGCUGACCAGGGAGGGCCUGCAGCGGGAAGAGCAGGAGCGUCGGAGGCUGCGGCUCCUGGAGGAGGAGGCGGCCAGCGUAGGGGCGAAGUCGCCUCGGGUCGGCCUCAACUCUACGCUGCUCCUGCAGAAAAGGCACCUGGGGCUUACUCCAGGAAACUCGUACAGCAGGCUUAUCCAUGAGCUGAAGGUCUGCAGCAUGAGGCGCCAGCGACUGGAGGUGCGCAGCCCCGACUCCAGCAGCCCCGACACCGACAAUUUCCGCCUUAUUGUAGCUGACUCGGCGUGCGAGCGCGUUUUCACCGUCAAUGAUGUGGACCACGGGGGUUGCAAGUAUGGCAUCAUGAACUUCCACGCUGGCAGUAACUGCUCGCUGUCCGUCGAGAUGUGCGACAACCUGUACUUCACCAAUCGUAAGGUGAACUCAAUUUGCUGGGCCUCAGUCACCCAUCCAGAUUCACACGUGCUACUGUGUCUGGUUGGAAUAGCCCAGACCCCAGGCUGCGUCAGUUUGUUACCAGCGUCUCUGUUUAGCAACUCGAACACUGAUCAGCCUGGAAUGCUGUGCAGUUUUAAGAUCUCAACGGCUUGGUCCUGUGCCUGGUGUCUGAACCCACAGGCUGACAAGAACUUCAGCACAGGGCUGUCAAGACGUGUCAUCGUGACGGACGCUGUGACGGGCCGGCGGCAGACCUACGGCGUAGGCAGCGAUGUGCUGGCACAGCAGUUCGCCCUGCGGGCCCCGGUGCUGUACAACGGGGGGCGUUCAGGGGAGAUCUUCAGCAUCGAUCUCAGGCAGCGAGCCCGUCGUGGCCAUGGCUGGAAAGCCUGUCGCUUCUACCAGGAAUCUGCCAUCACCUCGGUCCACGUACUGCAGGAUGAGAACUAUCUCAUCGCUGCCGACAUGAAGGGAACGAUUAAGCUUUGGGACGUGCGCGUCACCAAGGCAGUGCGGCAGUACGAUGGUCACCACAACGAGCACGCGUACCUGCCACUGCACGUCUGCGAGCCGGAGGGGCUGCUACUGGCAGUGGGACAGGACUGCUACACACGCCUAUGGAGCCUAGGCGAUGGGCGCCUGCUGCGGACCAUCCCCUCCCCCCACCCUGCCAGCAAGGACUCUGUGCCUAGUGUGGUGUUCUCCUCACAGCUGGGGGGUCGUCGCGGCCUGCCCGGCCUGCUGAUGGCCGUUCGACACGACCUCUACUACUUCCCAUACAGCUGUGACUACGGGGACGGGAACGCACUGACGAAGGCCUGCUGAGGCAGGCGAGCUGCCAGUUACUGCCAGCCACAUCUAAAGAUGGCCACACAGCUGCUUCGAACGCCCAUGUGGAGGGGCAGUUCUUGGCCCCAGGGCAAGCUCACACUUGGUCAUCGGUCCUUGUGCCAUACUUACGCUCUCCUCAAAUAACCUUUUCUUGAAGGCCCUGUUUUAAUAAUGACCUCUGCAAGUGCAAUUUACACUAAAUGAUCAGUUUAUUUUGUGGUCAGUUAUUUUAUGCAAAUGUUGUGUAUUUCAGAAAGAAUUAAAAUGUGUAAUGAUUUACAAAAUACAUUUUCUCUGCUAUAUGUAGAAAUGUGUCAUUCUGAAGGGUUGUUGACACCAGUGAUUACAAUCACUAGGAGAACAGUGUUACUUGCAGGGCAGCUUGGGGAUUCUGACUUGUCACUGGCUGCGGUCAGGCAGCGGCUACAGAGAGCAAAUUGGAGGUAUAGAGAGAGUUUCCCCACUGGGAUCAAUUAUUACACAUGCUUAGUCUCCUUGGAGAAUCCUUGAGUACGCUGGUUUGACUGUGUCGAAUGAGCGGUUGUUAGAGGAGUCCCGAAUGAGGCACAUUACCUGUAUUGUAAGGGAGCGUCAGUUACAGCAUUACAGCUAUGUGGCGCGUUUCCCUGAGGGUGAUCUGGCUCGCAGGAUCCUCAUUGCUGGAGUCCUGAGCGGCUGGACCAGGCUGAGGGACGCCCAUGUAACACCUUGCUGUGGCAGAUGGAUGGCCACUUCCGGAGGGUGGGUCUGAACCAUGUAUCUGCCUGGGGAUCGCUGGCCAGGACCCCAAGGGGUUUCGCUGUGUGGUGGGUGCAGCAACGCACUGCACUAGCAUAUGCUCCCCAACCUGACCUGACCUUAGUUAAACUUUUUUUUCCUUCCUUUUUUAAGGCUUUGCAAUUCUGUCAGAGAUUGAAGUUUUGUCAGACAGAAUUUAUUUAAAUGUUCAGGUUGAUAUUCAUUUCUAACAGAACAGGAACAAAAUGUGGUUCAAAAAUUUAUUGUACCAAACUUAGGGGAGUGACUGUUAUGGGAAAUGUCUGUUAUGGAAAAUGCUUGCAAGCCAUGAGGCUCAAAACAACACCAGAGAACCACCCGGAUCCUCGAAAAUCACUGGCUGCUGACUAGCUCACGAUGGAAGGACUUGGCUCACGAUGUAUUUUUUUAUUAUUUUUUGUAUAUUCACAAGGUAUAAAAGGAGACUACAACAUUAUUGGAAAGCUUGUGACUGGAGAUCAGGGUUGGCCUCUUCUGCCUGGAGAGUGCCGAAGGUUGUGUGGAGACCGCUCUGUUCAAAACUGCUGCUUUUAGACAAACUCGCGUGGCAUUAUGUGCUACAAAAUCCUGUAUUGUCAGUCUUAACAUUAUCCUUCAGUUGUGCAGUAUCAUUGAUGUUGAUAUAAUGACAUUUGAAGGUUUUGAAAAAAAAAUUCUAUUUAAGUGGCAAUUUUAGAAUUUGGUGAUCUGUAGUCUUUGUUGACACACCCCAGCACAACACCAAAAUGUGUCCUCUGCCACACACAGCAGGGGGCAGCUAAUUCAGCGCCUGGGGAGCAGUGCUGGGGGGCUGUAUCUUGGUCUGGGUACCUCAGUGGUGCCUUGCUGGUCGGGGAUUUGAAUCUGCAAUCUUUCAAUUACAAGUACACUUCCCUAACCAUUAAGCCACCACUGCCCUUGUCUUGUGAUAUUUGAUUGAAAUAUUUUGAUAUCAUUGUCUCAUAUAGUUUAUAGGCAUAUAGCCCUCCAGUUGUCAUUCAGCAGGGGCCUGUAACAUGAUGAUGAUGCGGUGCAUUUAAGAUACCCCAAUUUGUUGACUUACAUUGAGUUCUGCCUGUCCUAAAUCUGACAAGUUAUCUGGCUACUCAGCCAGUUAUCUGGCCUGAAGAUAUGGCACCCAGGUGUUGAAACUUUGGAAACUAUUUAUAAACAGCAGUAUCAGAAUAUUCUCCGAGUGUCAUACUCAUUAAAAACACUGUUGAACACCUUAUGCAGAUGCACUUUAAGAUGUGUCUGCAUAAGGUGAUUAAUGUUGUGACUUUUGAAUAGCGCUCUGCUUUCCAGUACCAGUAGAUCCAUUUACUGAGCAGAGGUUCAAAUGUAAAUCUGGGUUUAAAGCUGCUCUUGACUCCCAUGAUCAGUGGGAUCACUGUCAAACCUGCUAUAGAAACGAGAAAAUGUGAUGGAUGUGUGACGCAUUCUUCUGUAGAUACAAAAGAAAACGGAUAUCUACUUAAUGCAAAUAAAAGGGGUGUUUUUAA
Molecule: messenger RNA, 4106 nt
Organism: Brienomyrus brachyistius
Lineage: Eukaryota; Metazoa; Chordata; Actinopteri; Osteoglossiformes; Mormyridae
Gene: wdr21
Product: WD repeat domain 21
Exons: 13
Coding region: 493-1842 (449 amino acids)
Cellular component (GO): Cul4-RING E3 ubiquitin ligase complex
Molecular function (GO): protein binding
Source: RefSeq, a predicted model, not a curated record